GUUCAAUAGAUGUAGUAAGGAAACCAAAAAUCAUGUUGUCAAAAAUUGAGAGAAUUGUUUGGACGACCUCAAAACCCUGAGCCCAUAGUACAACAAAAACAAUCAUAAUAAUAAACAUAUAAACCAAAAAUAGAAAAUGAAUGGCCUAAGAUAGAGGAACAAUUUAUUAAUAAAAUUUUAUCUGAUGAAAGAAGAAAAAUCUUUACAGAACUCUUUAAGAAAAACAAUAUAGUUACAAUUGACCAAAUGAUGCUUGUUUUUUAAAAUUCAUAAAAAAGCUUCUUAGGUAGGAGAUGUUAGCCUGCCGAAUUUCUAAUUCUGCAAAAGAUCUAUGAAAAUUAUACUACAGUAUCUAAAGUGCUAAAUUGGAAUUACAAAAGUGCAGAAUUACUUUCUAAUGAAGAUGGUCUAAUUCUACAAUAAAAUCCUGGAAAGAGAAUUAAAAAUAUUUUAUUGGUUGGAAUAACAGGAUAAGGAAAAACUACUUUAAUUAAUAGUUUUUACAAUUUUAUUAAGAAUAUAAAAUUUGAAGAUGAAACUAGAUAUUUGGUAAUUAAUGAUGAUCGUCUAAACUAAACAGGAAAAUCAGUGACUCGAAAUGUCGACUAAUAUAAAAUCUAGAUUGAUGACGAUUUAGUAUUUAAUUUUAUAGAUACACCAGGAUUAGGCGACACUGAGGGUUUUUAAAGAGACUAAGCAAUAAUUGAUUAAAUAUCUGAGCAACUAAAGAAAAUGCAUGAUAACAUGGAAAGAAUUCAUUAGGUUAUCAUUGUUUCCCAACUCUCGACAAAUUAUAUUGUGGAUGGCAGCCAUACACUUCAAUAAUUGGCUCUACUAAACGUUUUAAAGCUUUUUGGAUUGGAUAUGGCUCAGCAUUUUAUUCAUGCUUUGACUUUUUCGGACUUUACAAGUAUACAUAGAAAUAACUUUGAAAACCAAUAAUCCAUCUUUUUUGUUCUCAGUUAGAGGGACAAUUUGAUGUAAACAUAUAAUAUAAGCAAGAAUACAGUUACUUUAUCAAGUCCCACUAAUAAUGGAGGAACUUUAUUAUUAAGUGAUGUUUAAAUUAAUGAAUUGUCUAAAGAAUAUUGCUAAUUCUAAAACUCAGUCUUCUUCUCAAAAAAAUGUGAUAUGAUUUCCAAUAUUCAAUAUAAAAGAAAUCAAGAAAAUUAUAUUAAAUUUAUCGAUAAGAUAACCUCUGAUGAAGGAUUUGCAUUAGAUUAAACGAUUCAAGUUAUUAAAGAAAGAAAUAGAUUAAGAGAAAAAAUUGAAUAAUUGGGAGAAGAACUUUAAUUAAGAAUGAAAAUAGACAAAAUUAUACAAACAAAUAUAAAUAAAAUAUAAAAUUAUGACUAAAUAGUUAAAGAGAAUAAAUAAUUUUAUUAUGUUAUAUUUGAAACAAAUAUAUUGGAAAAAGGGUGUCCCAAUCAAAUUUUUAUGACUAAUUGUAAUACUUGCAAGAAAACUUGUCACAAAAAUUGCUCAGUGUCUAACGCUAAUUUGAGGAAUUGUAAUGUAAUGAUUCAAAAGAAUUCUAAAAUUUAUAUUUGUGAAUCUUGUUCACAUUCAGUUGAGGAACAUUUGUAAAAUUAUUUAGUUAUCUAGGAAUCAAAAUUUUUAAUAUAUUUAUGAGGUUGUUGAGGUUUAGAAAGAAUAUAGUGAAAUGAGAGCUGAGUAUGAUAGGGCACUAACAUAAGCAUAAAUACUUAAUGAUCUGUUGUAAAAAGAGCAAUAGAAAGAAUAAGAAAAUGAUAUGAGGAUUUAACUCAUUUUAGAUGAUUUAAGAUAGUGUUUCAAUAUUCUCUUCUCUUCAGCCUUAUACAAACUGGAUUUAAAAGAAAAAUCACUAAAGGAUUUUCUUUAUCGAUAUUAUAAAAGCUAUGAAAAGCAACUAGAAAAAUACUUUAAUUAAACUGUGGAUAUCCUUGCUACUAGAGUACUUCUUUAGAAUUUGCCAUUAAAUCAAUAAACUACUAAUUUUAGAUUAAAAACACAAUAAUUCUAAUUAAUUCAAUGA
Molecule: messenger RNA, 2017 nt
Organism: Paramecium octaurelia
Lineage: Eukaryota; Ciliophora; Oligohymenophorea; Peniculida; Parameciidae
Source: the annotation of a GenBank genome assembly